GGGAGAGAGCUGAUAACAUUUAGUGAUUACACUUAAUAAACAACCUCAGACUACCAGCUGUAGAGACUCUGAAGUCUGUUAGAGGUAAUGUCAGAUUUUAUCCAUACAUACACACAAUGCCUUGUAAAUGUACUUUUCCCCCAUUUUGUAGUGUUACAACCUUGAACCUAUAAAUACAUUUCCUAACUCAGAACUGGUUGGUGGGUGCUGACAGACCAAUUUUUUACCAAUUCACUGCUUCAUGGAAAUGGUAGAGCUCAUGGAAUGUUCAUACACUUUCUACCAGUUUCAAAACCUGUUUCUACUAUAGGUUACAAAAUUCUGAGUUCACCACCAAGAGCUGUACUCCAACAUUUUACAAGCUGAAACUUAUUAUUAAUUAUACCACAAUACUAAAUUCUCCAAUCUGAUUGGUCAAAAGGUGUUGAUUCAUUUUCUCUAACAGCUGACAGUAGUGCUGCCUGUAAUACACAUCACAGGUUUAUAUUAAUGCAGGCACUUUAAUAUGCAUUUGUGUCUAUAGCUCAACUUACACUGGGACUUGUAUGACAGACACUGAACAAAAAUGUGCUGAUGUGGUGAAAUUUUCUGAGGAGACGUUCAUUUAGCAUAUUUUGUGUCUCUUGCACUUUAUGUCAGUCAGUCAGAUGGAAAACAGUAACUUUAAGUUUCCUAAAACAGGAAAAUCUUCAGGACAGGGGGAGUUGUUGUUUCUCUGUAAUAUAAUUAUCUUGUUCAUUUCAAGAGAAAGAAAAAAGAGAGACUGGUGUGGGAACAACUAUUUAUAAUGUUAUAGCUGUUAUAAUGCGAUAACAGGAACUAGCUUGUUAGUGUGGUUACAAAAGAAAUAAAUCCUUUGGGACAUUCUGUUACUGGAAAAUCAUCAACUGCAGUGAUAACAGUAAUGUCACACAUUAGAGAGGCCUAAUUAAAACUUGGAAAGUCCAAACAGGACAUAUUGGAAAAUCCAGAUAUUCAUAUGUUUCACUUUUGGUUUCUUAACUUAUUUCACAAAUGUGGGCGUUUUUUAUUACAAUUCUCCAUCCACAUCCACAUUAGAGGUAUGGCAUAUGACUUCUGGGUGUGUGCACAUACAUAGAGCCUUUGCAAAAUCAAGUUGCUGUACACAGCUAGAUGAUGGAGAGUGAACAAGGAAGCUAUGAAGGCAUUGCUUAUACUGGGGAAAAGAGUAAACCAAUGGAAGGGGUUUUCCAUAGCCAUUUAGAGGAGAGGGUCCGUCCUUAUGUUGAUCUGAUUGACUAUUUGAGACUGAUUGGAAUUGAAGAAGAUUUGGCUUUGCCAACUAUAGCUGUAAUUGGAGAUCAGAGUUCUGGAAAAAGCUCUGUGUUGGAAGCACUAUCUGGAGUGCCAUUGCCCAGAGGAAGUGGUAUUGUGACAAGAUGUCCACUGGAGUUAAAGCUGAGGAAGAUUAAAUGUGGUGUUCACUGGCAAGCCGUAAUAUCUUACAACGAACAAUUCAUUGAGUUUGAUGACCCAUCACUGGUUGAGGGCUACGUUGAAGCAGCCCAGAAUGAGCUGGCUGGAGAAGGUGUUGGGAUUUGUGAUGAACUCAUCACUCUGGAGAUCAUGGCUCCUGAUGUGUGUGACCUCACACUGAUCGAUCUCCCUGGGAUUACCCGAGUUCCUGUAAAAGGUCAACCGGAGGACAUAGGACAUCAGAUCAAAAAUCUCAUACGGAAAUAUAUAGAGAAGGACCAAACUAUAAAUUUGGUAGUGGUCCCAUGUAAUGUUGACAUAGCAACCACAGAAGCUCUGAAAAUGGCACAGGAAGUGGAUCCUGAAGGAAAAAGGACAUUGGCUAUUCUCACAAAGCCAGACCUUGUAGACAGAGGAACAGAGAAAAACAUCUUGGAUAUAGUCCGAAAUCAGGUCAUUCCCUUAAGCAAAGGAUAUGUCAUCGUUAAGUGCCGUGGCCAACAGCAAAUUGAUGAUAAAAUCUCUCUGUCUGAGGCCACUCGAGUAGAGAAGGAAUUCUUCAGACAUCAUGAAUUCUUCAAUUGCCUGUUGUACGAGGAGAAAGCAACUAUUCAGUGUCUUGCCAGCAAACUGACUCAAGACCUGGUUGAUCACAUCAAAAAAUCGUUACCUCUGAUCUCAGAGGAGAUCAAGAAGCAGCUGUGGAGCUUGAGAAAAGAGCUAAGUCAGUGUGAAGCUGGUCCACCGCUGGACCCACAGAAGAGGAAGAUCUUUUUUAUUGAUACCUUGACAAAAUUUAAUGAUAAGAUCAACCGCUUGGCAUCUGGGGAAGUGGUCAGCAAUGACAACUUGUUUGUAAUGCUUCGGUCUGAAUUCAAAAAGUGGAAAGAUCAUCUUGACAACACAAAGGCAUCAUUCCACAAAACAGUCCAGGAAGUGGUGAGUGAAUAUGACCUGAAGCACAGAGGACGUGAACUGCCUGGGUUCAGUAACUACAAGGUGUUUGAGAUGGUGGUGCAGAAGCUUGCGAUCCAGCUAACAGGACCAGCUAUUGAGACACUCAGGGUCAUCAGAGACACCAUUCAGAAAGAGUUUUCAGAUGUAUCCAAAACCUGCUUCCUCAACUACCCUUUCCUCCAGUGUGUUGCUACGAACAAGAUCGACAACAUUCAGUCAAAGCAGGAAGCCAAGGUGGAGCAAAGGCUCAUGGAGCAGUUUGAGAUGGAGCAACUGGUCUAUACUCAAGAUGGCAUCUACUUCAAGGCCUUGAAUGAGACUCACUCUGCUGAGGGACAAAAUGCUUCAGAAGACAACUUUGCUGGGUUUGACAACAGAAACAAAUAUCCUGUUAUGCUGCAGGCGUAUUACGAGAUCGUGGUGCAGCGCUUGGCUGACCAGGUGCCCAUGCUGAUCCGAUACUUCAUGCUGAAGGAAUCCGCUCAGCUGCUGUGCAGUGAGAUGCUGGGAUUAAUGGACGGUGCCAAUGUGGCCGAUGCCUUGCGUGAAGAGUCGGAUGUCAGCAGACGCCGCAUUGACAUGCAGAACCGCACGGACCGUCUUACCCUUGCUCAAGACAAACUCAGCAACUUUGUUUAAAGCAACGGGUUACUUUGUAAAACUAUAUAGCAGGGUUUUACAUCCUUUCUAGUUUAACACCUGAAUCAACCUAUCAGCUAAUUACAUUUGACCACUGACAUCACUGAUCUACACAAACAGCUUUUAUAUUUCACAGAAGAGGCCUUUUGGACAUUAAGGACAUGUUUGUCGGUUGUUGUUUAUUUAGAUAUGCUACAUUCUGAAGUUUUUCAGAUUGAAGAUAUAUCAGGAGUUCUUAGUUAAUUUUAGUUAAAACGUGUAAUUUUUGCUGAACGUUUAUUCUUUUAUACGUUUCAUCUGAAAUGUCUGAAAAUCCUUUUCUUGUCCCUAAGAGUAAAAAAAUUAGUAGUGUCUUACAAGCUUUUAAAUGCACACAUGAUUGAGUUUUAUAAGAUUUGAUAUAAGUGUAUAUAAUUUGUGGUUUUUAACAUUAACUUUACAAUAGACAUGCAUAUAUUUGUACUAAUAUUGUACUAAUAUUAUUCUUUUUUUUUUAAAUUAUACUAAUACUUGUGCUACACUUUUCUAAUUUUUUUUUUUUUUAAAGGAAACCAAGUAUCAUGGCUGUUCUGAUAAUUACCAGAAAGAACUUGACAAAAAUAGUAUAGUGUUGUAAUAGUAUAGUGUUUUCUGCCUUUUUUCUGGCCUCUUACCUUUAAUGAUGAUUUAUUUGUAAUAAAAGAUUAAGCUUAGAAGACCUAGCAAAUUGCAAU
This is a messenger RNA of Ictalurus furcatus (blue catfish), 3746 nucleotides long. RefSeq names its product interferon-induced GTP-binding protein Mx3-like. Gene Ontology annotation, molecular function: microtubule binding; GTPase activity; GTP binding. Lineage: Eukaryota; Metazoa; Chordata; Actinopteri; Siluriformes; Ictaluridae. Gene Ontology annotation, cellular component: membrane; nucleus; cytoplasm. The transcript has 14 exons. Bases 1135 to 3033 code for a protein of 632 amino acids. Gene Ontology annotation, biological process: defense response to virus. The record is from RefSeq and is a predicted model, not a curated record.